AUGACUGCCACCUCCAUGGCUGAGAACGUGGAGAAGUCACAGAGUGCCAAGGAAGAGAGGAAGCUAAGAAAACCACUUAUUGAGAGAAAAAGACGUGAAAGGAUAAAUAACUGCCUGGACCAGCUGAAGGAAACGGUGGUGGGAGCCUUUCAGCUUGAUCAAUCCAAACUGGAGAAGGCUGACAUUCUGGAAAUGACGGUGAAACAUCUUCAGAACAUCCAGAGCAAUAAAUUAGCUGCUGACCCGACCGUGGGCCUGGAAGCCCAGCAGAGAUACAGCACUGGGUAUAUCCAGUGCAUGCACGAGGUGCACAACCUACUGCUCACCUGUGAGUGGAUGGACAAGACGCUCGGCUCACGUCUGCUCGACCACCUGCUCCGGUCGCUGCCGCACGCCACCGAGGACCUCCAGGCCGUGCCAGGCACCGUCACCCCGCCGCCGCAUCAAACACACAAGAACCAGGGUGAUGGAAAGGUAGCACCCCCUGCCAGGGGGUUCUGCAGCUCUGGGGUGGAGAGCCAGUGUGAGGACAGGGCCCAGUUGCUGAGCACCAGCAGGGAGAGCGAGCUCCUGGUACCAGAGAACCCCCUGCUGAACCGUCGACACAUAGUCACCCUUGACAUGUGGAGGCCGUGGUGA
Messenger RNA from Scleropages formosus (Asian bonytongue), 639 nucleotides. RefSeq names its product hairy-related 8.2 (gene her8.2). Gene Ontology annotation, molecular function: DNA binding; protein dimerization activity. Bases 1 to 639 code for a protein of 212 amino acids. NCBI's taxonomy places the organism in Eukaryota, Metazoa, Chordata, Actinopteri, Osteoglossiformes, Osteoglossidae. The transcript has 4 exons. The record is from RefSeq and is a predicted model, not a curated record. Gene Ontology annotation, biological process: regulation of DNA-templated transcription.